AUGUUUGGCGGACCGCAUGAACAGCUCUCCGAGAAAGAGAUCCGCGAGGGCGAGGCUCAAGCCACGGCCCAAGUGCAAUUCUUCACCGUUGCCUGCCUCGCACUCUGGUUCUGUACGUUACCUCCACUCCCUGUUGAAGUUUUCCUCGAAACCCUCGUCCUGCCACGUUCUGCCGGGAGAUUGUCCGGUUCGGGAAUCUAG
This is a messenger RNA of Fonsecaea pedrosoi CBS 271.37, 201 nucleotides long. RefSeq lists its product as uncharacterized. The coding region runs from base 1 to 201 and encodes 66 amino acids. The transcript has 2 exons. The record is from RefSeq and is a predicted model, not a curated record. Lineage: Eukaryota; Fungi; Ascomycota; Eurotiomycetes; Chaetothyriales; Herpotrichiellaceae.